Molecule: messenger RNA, 2922 nt
Organism: Ustilaginoidea virens
Lineage: Eukaryota; Fungi; Ascomycota; Sordariomycetes; Hypocreales; Clavicipitaceae
Exons: 5
Coding region: 1-2922 (973 amino acids)
Source: RefSeq, a predicted model, not a curated record
AUGGUGCGACUUGCCGAAUUUGGACGUCAUGAAAAAGUGCAGCGGCCAAAACUUGCCAUCCCAAUGGCACAAAUUGGAGUACGCGUCCAGGAUCAAAGCAAUAUUUCAGUCCAUGAAAGCGUUCAACCAACUAUCAAUGACUCCAAGACGCUGAAGCAGGAACCAUAUUACUCCAACAAAGAUAUUACCAUCCUUCAUGCUAUCGUUUCUUCCGCCCAAGAGAAGUUGGACCAGUCGCCCGACCCAAAACCGCUUCCGGCAGCUGUUCUUUUCAAAGCCUACGAUGAUGUUCUUCCAACGUUUGGACUGGAUCCUGAUUCGGACCACCACUUAUCGGCACUCGUCUUUCGCAUUGGAGGGGAACAUGGCAGCGGAUCACUCCUAGAAAAUUUUCAAGCUAUCCUCAAGCGCAUGGGAAUCGUACUCGAGUUUCGAGAUAAUAUAAGUAUAUCGGAGCAGUCGCGCUCGUCGACACCGUUAUCGUCUCCGCAAAGAGAGUUUAUGCGGCCAUCACCCCUCAAAGAGCAGAACCCGCGUAAUAAUGACAAGUCUGGGGAAGAACCGCCGCGGGAUUACGUGCCGCCAGAAACCUUCAAUGCACCGAAGAGAAGCUCUCAUGCUCAGACUGACGCUGCCAGAAAAGCAGUCCCGAAUGGCACUUCGACGACGACUCUGCCCGAGCUCCGUUGCCGUGUGCAGUCAACUGCAACUGUCCAACUUGAUCACGCGUUGGCCGACCCAUCAGCCAAUGAACUCCUUGCUGCUUCCCCCAAUAAGCUCUCAGCGGAUCAUGAUGCCAUUGCGAGAUUCAGUGACCAGGCUUUGGCUUUGCAAAAGCAUACGUUAGUCUCUGUCAUUGAUCGCUGGCGUAACGCUGCGUCAAAGGGCUCAAAUGCUGCAGGCCCCAAAGUAGCGGAAAUUUUUAAUCACAACCUGUUCAAUUUGAAGCGUCGCAAUUUUACCGAGGGCCAGACAACUGCCAUGGACAGCCGUUCUCAUCCUCUUACCGUCGAUGGCAAUUCCCUCCAGACUCGAUUAUUGCUGGAAGUGAGAGCAGCAUCUGACCCGGAAUCCCCGGAGCAGGAUUCUUUUCUGAGCAGAGCUACUCGAGCGCGCCAAAUAUUUCUUGCGAGUAAAGUAUUCAAUCGAUGGGCCAAUCAAACCGCCAUCAGACUGGAGCGAGAAUACGUCGCCCGGAGGCACAUGGUCCGCUUUCGAUGCUUCAACAGCUGGAAUCAUGCACCGACAUCGGAAUCAAUGCAAGUGAGCAUCCUUCGAGCUACGACCGCUAUACGAAAGCUACGACGUACAAUAGCCUGCCACGAAGACUGGCUCCACCAGGCUUCAGCUUUCAUCAAGAGGACACACUUACACAGGAAAGCUAGUUACAUGCUCAAUUAUUGGUCCACUGUUAUUUUGGCCCGCUCGUUGGUCCAGACAUCGAACGCGCGGACAAAAGCCGAAGUCGUCACAAACUGGCUGCGGCAGGCGCGAACCAGUCAAUCUUUGCAUGUCAUCGCGGGAAAAAUCAGCCAAAUCCUCGAGAGCGGUUGUGUCAUCACCAAGUGGAUCGGCCACGUUGAGACAAAUCAGGCUCGAAUAGCUGCGGCACGGAAGCUUGGUUUCAUGGUGAAAGCCUCGUUCUGGCUUCACAAAUGGCGGGACCACAAGUGGGUUGCUACCACACGGCUCGACGCCGAACAAGAGGCCAUUUCCAGUAGGCAUCACAAAGCUCAGUCUGCAGUCAUUCUCUCGGGCCGGUUGCGGUCAAUGGGACAAGGACAGGUGGAACUAGAUCGUUUGGCAGAGCGAGCACAGUGGUACAUUCGAGCCACUGGUCUUUUGGAUGCUAUGCAGAGUUAUGCGAAGCACCGGAAGCAUGAGGCGAAGUUGGCGGUUCGGCGAUAUCUCAUGAUGAGAUAUACCGAGAACUCAUCGCGGAAAAGGCGUCGCAUAUUUUAUAGCGCACUUGAUGAUUGGCAGUCUCACGCAACAAAGUCGGCAGAAAUCGCACGCCUCGUAAACCAACACCGAGCGUCGAGUGUCUUGCGACGAAACACCGCCAUCUCUACACGAUGGAGACGGCAUGCGCUCCAGAUGACAAAACUCCAUUCCGUAGCCCUCGAUCGCCAUGCGCAAAGGCGACUGCAUGAGUGGCUAGUCAUGUCUGCAGCUGAUGACCAGCAGCAAGCCCGUGCUCUGCAGUCGUGGGCGAUGGUGCAACAGCAUCAGACGCUGAAGAGAUGGACCAUAUCUACCCUCCAGAGGGGCGGUCAGGCACAUUCCGCGAAAGUAAUCCGUCAAAGACACGAACGAGAGUAUCGCCACAGAUCUCUGCACGGCUGGAAACGAGCGGUAGCCCGAUCCAGCAGUGGUGCAGCACCCGUUUUCGAACCGCCGUCACCGGCCUUGACAGAGCCGGCCAGCAGCUCACGCAAGUUCACCAAAUCAUUCCCGACGAGGCGACCGCUUCUGCGGCGAUUGGAGGACGAAAGUACCUUGAGGAGUCUGAUGCAAACUCCGUCCCGCUCUACUGGGCUCGUGUUCGCCUCGUCUCAAAACCUUCCUUUCCACAUCAUGGACUCUGUCGAGGAAGGGGAGCGCGAAUCCGUGGACUCGGUCAACCUGGAUGCCGGUGGUCCAUCGAGGCGGAAUCAGUCCAGUCGUAGUUUCCGAGCCAUUCCCCCCAACCAGCUGGCUUCGACGACACCCAGAGCCCCGCUGCCCGUUCGCGUCCAGUCGUCUACACGAGAUGGUUUGACGACACCCGGACGGCGAGGGCAACAAUUCUUUGCCAAGUCAACACAAACGCAAUCCUCUCCCACCAAGAGCGGUCAAGCUGCCCACACACCGUUUACAUCUCGCCGGAACAGGAUCAAGGAGCUGUUGCAGCCAACGGUGACCUUUGCCGAUAGUGGCUAG